Messenger RNA from Tyto alba (common barn owl), 936 nucleotides. RefSeq names its product olfactory receptor 14C36-like. Bases 1 to 936 code for a protein of 311 amino acids. Gene Ontology annotation, molecular function: G protein-coupled receptor activity; olfactory receptor activity. The transcript has a single exon. Gene Ontology annotation, cellular component: membrane. The record is from RefSeq and is a predicted model, not a curated record. Lineage: Eukaryota; Metazoa; Chordata; Aves; Strigiformes; Tytonidae. Gene Ontology annotation, biological process: G protein-coupled receptor signaling pathway.
AUGUCCAACAGCAGCUCCAUCACCCACUUCCUCCUCCUGGCAUUUGCAGACAGACGGGAGCUGCAGCUCCUGCACUUCUGGCUCUUCCUGGGCAUCUACCUGUCUACCCUCCUGGGAAACGGCCUCAUCAUCACCACCAUCGCCUGCGACCACCAUCUCCACACCCCCAUGUACUUCUUCCUCCUCAACCUCUCCCUCCUCGACCUCGGCUCCAUCUCCACCAUUCUCCCCAAAGCCAUGGCCAAUUCCCUCUGGGACACCAGGGGCAUCUCCUAUGCAGGAUGUGCUGCCCAGAUCUUUUUAUUUAUUUUCUUCAUUGCAGCAGAGUUUUCUCUUCUCACCAUCAUGGCCUAUGACCGCUACGUUGCCAUCUGCCAACCCCUGCACUACGGGACCCUCCUGGGCAGCAGAGCUUGUGUCCACAUGGCAGCAGCUGCCUGGGGCACUGGGUUGCUCUAUUCUCUCCUGCACACUGCCAACACAUUUUCCCUACCACUCUGCAGAGGCAAUGCUGUGGACCAGUUCUUCUGUGAAAUCCCCAAGAUCCUCAAGCUCUCCUGCUCUGACUCCUACCACAGGGAAGCUGAGCUUCUUGUGUUUAGUGCCUGUUUAGCACUUGGAUGUUUUGUUUUCAUAGUGCUGUCUUAUGUGGAGAUCUUCAGGGCCGUGCUGAGGAUCCCUUCUAAGCAGGGACAGCACAAAUCUUUUUCUACAUGCCUCCCUCACCUGACCGUGGUCUUCCUGUUAAUCAGCACUUCAUUUUUUGCUUACCUGAAACCCCCCUCCAUCUCCUCCCCAUCCCUGGACCUGGUGGUGUCCGUUCUGUACUCGGUGGUGCCUCCAGCAGUGAACCCCCUCAUCUACAGCAUGAGGAACCAGGACAUCAAGGAUGCACUCAAGAAACUGAUUCAGUCAAUUGGCUUUCAUCAGGAAUGA